CAACCAGGCAUGGCCAACCAAGGUAUAUAUUUUGUACCAUAUCCAUACCCCUUAGUAAUGACUGGUGUACAAUCUGAUAACCCGUCGUCAGAUAAUACAACAACAGAAUCAGACAUAUCAGUAUCAACUAGACGACAUAGAACACUUCCACCGAAGAAUACUACCAAAGUAUUAAAGCUACUAUAUUUAAAAGAAGAAACAGAAAGUAUGGAUAAAACUACAACCGCAAUCAAUAACACAACUGGAACAACAACUAGAAAGACAAAUUCUACAACAAUCAUUACUACAACACCAAAACCGAAAAAAAAGAAAAAGAGAAUAAGACCUCACGAUCAUCACUAUCACUAUGAACACUACCAUGACCAUUAUGAUAGACACCAUAGUCAUAGCCAUAGUCAUGAGCAUGGUAAACACCACGGCCGCCAUAAUAAAAAUAAUACUAAUAUAGAGAAAAAAAGUACAACUUCUCCAGAUAAAGAUAAAAAAUCCGAGACUACAGAUUCCAUUCUUGAGAAAAAAGAUAUAGUUCCGGAAAAUAAAGAUGGAUAUUGGACUCUUGAUAGUAAAGAUAAAAAUGCUACUAGUAAUGUUCCUAAUCAUGAUAAGAGCUAUGAUCCCAUUCAAAAACUUUUAGAUUCGAGUGAUGUAAAACCGAAUAUUGAAAUAACUAAAGAUGUACUCAAAUCACCAAUAGACGCAAGUGCUCUACGAGAUCUUUUAGAAGCUCCCGCCGAUAAAUCUGUGCAUCCUGCCAAACCAGGUGUAAAUGAUAUAAUUUUUAAAGUUCCUGGAAAAGGUAGCACAAAAUACAUACUGACGUCUUUAAGAAGAGUAAAACAAAAUUGGAUGCCAAAAUACGGGAUAGUGCCUAUUCCUGACACCGUUGCUUCAGAUCUGAUGACUCAGCUUCGAAGUAUGAAGGUAUUAAACCCUCAUCAGGAACAAAAAUCUCCUCCUGCUACCAAGCCUACAGUGUUAGAACUUGCUAACAAGCUAUACAGAUAUUAAUGUAUUUGUUUACGAUUCAAGUUACU
Molecule: messenger RNA, 1034 nt
Organism: Pectinophora gossypiella (pink bollworm)
Lineage: Eukaryota; Metazoa; Arthropoda; Insecta; Lepidoptera; Gelechiidae
Exons: 1
Coding region: 10-1008 (332 amino acids)
Source: RefSeq, a predicted model, not a curated record